AUGAUUAGUGGAGCAUUGAGAAGAUCGUUUAUUGGCAAAGCUCAUUUUGGUCUAGUUUCAGAAUACAAUAGCAGAGUCAACUAAAAGUUAUACAAAGGAGUUUAAGUAUCUGAAGCACCGCAAUUCUUCACAACAUCGGCUAGACCAGGAAAUUUUGGUGAUCAUUUAGAUUUCAAAGUACAAAUGGAUAAUUGGUUUGAUGAAAACAGAGUGCAUAACGAACACGAGACUGAAAUUAAAAGAACAUAAAUAUAUGCAUUAAAUGCCGUCUAUUAUGGUGGAUUGCUCUCCUUUGCAAGACUAUUUGCAGUGGGGAUAAUAGGAAGAUUGGAUGGAUGGAAGAGAUAUGAUAGAGACACUUAUCUCGAAAUGGAUAUUGGAGAUUUACCUCCUGGAGAAGUCAUGUAAAUUGUUUGGAAUGGUACACCAGUAUUUAUUAGGAGAUUAACUUAAUAAGAAAUAAAGGAUGAAGAUAAUUUACCAAAAGAGACUAUUUUGGAUCCUAGCUCUGAGGUUGUCCUUACCAAUUGUGGUAAUACUAAGGUAUUGGUUGUCAGUGCUUUAUGCACUCAUUUAGGGUGCAUACCAAUCCCAUAUUUAGGUGCCUACAAUGGUUGGGUUUGUAUUUGCCAUGGUUCAGUGUAUGAUAAAUAUGCAAGAGUGAGACAAGGACCAGCUUUGUAGAAUUUGCCAUUUAUCAAUAACUCCAUCUAUGAUGAUGUGAUCGUCUGUAUAGAAGAAAUGAAGUUCCCAAGAGAACCAAGUUAAAGAUAUUGGACUUGAACAAAAUAAUAUUUUUAUCUAUUUUAUUACAUAAGUAAUAUAUAAAUGA
Messenger RNA from Paramecium tetraurelia, 832 nucleotides. RefSeq lists its product as uncharacterized. Gene Ontology annotation, molecular function: quinol-cytochrome-c reductase activity; 2 iron, 2 sulfur cluster binding. Lineage: Eukaryota; Ciliophora; Oligohymenophorea; Peniculida; Parameciidae. Gene Ontology annotation, biological process: mitochondrial electron transport, ubiquinol to cytochrome c. The transcript is spliced from 5 exons. Gene Ontology annotation, cellular component: membrane. The record is from RefSeq and is a predicted model, not a curated record.